Molecule: messenger RNA, 3963 nt
Organism: Copidosoma floridanum
Lineage: Eukaryota; Metazoa; Arthropoda; Insecta; Hymenoptera; Encyrtidae
Gene: boss
Product: G protein coupled receptor bride of sevenless
Biological process (GO): visual perception; G protein-coupled receptor signaling pathway
Cellular component (GO): membrane
Molecular function (GO): sevenless binding; G protein-coupled receptor activity
Source: RefSeq, a predicted model, not a curated record
CCACCUCGUGUGUCCCUCGCAAAAAGGAAAUUUUCUUCUUCUUCUUUCUCCCCACCCGAUGUAGGCCACGCUCCCAAUAUCCCGUAUCUUCGAGCGGUUAUAUCUCAUGGUGAAUUCGAUGGUACGUGGUCGCGGGUGUUUCGAGGUGAUGGAACAUCGAGAGGAGAUUAUGCAGCGAGUUAGCCGUGGAGAAUCGUUCGGCCUGACGCGCUCGCCGUAGCGAUGAUCGGAGGUGGAGGAGAGCCAGCGGCGUAGGGCAAGCUUCUUCCUGGAUAUCGACUAAACUUACGCGCGGCUCCCACGAUCGUUCGCUUCGUCCGGCCCGCGUGUUCACCUCGAAAUUUCACGAACGGGGGGGAGACAUGAGGCUGUGGGCGCUCCUGGCGGUCCUCGGCGGUGUGCUCGCCAUCGAGGACUUGGUUUGCAUGAAGAACCACACGGUCAUCGAGACUUCGGGGGACGCCGUUCUCUCUGUUUUCAUAGACACGGAUUACGGACCCGACUGCAACAUCUCGUCCCCGAAGAGCAUCCAGGAAGUGGCGACGGCACUAUUCGCGGCCCAAAGUUUGAACAAAAUGGAGUUUGUGCCCGGAAUCACGAUAGGCCUCCGACUGUACGACACUUGCAACGACCGGGUGGCCGUGUACAAGCAAGCCCUCAUCUCGGCCGUGGAGAUGGACUGCUCGGCGCACUACGACCUCGGGAUCCUCGCGCCUCAGCGUUUCGCCGAGGUCCUGGAGCCCCUGCGCAGCCUCGACAUAAUACCCGUGCACACGUACGCCAACCCGAACCUCAGCCAGCCCCUCGUUGACGUCCUCGUGGACUUUCUCGGCACGUGGGUGACCAGCGUCGACCUCCUGCUCACGGGCUCCCGGCCCAUCCUCGACCGCGUGCUCAACGUCACGAAGGAGGCCGGCAUUUGCGUCCGUAGCGACAAGGAGCUCGAGCCCGGCGGGGCACCCACCAACGGCACCGAGAGGCUGAUAGUUGCCGUGGGCGAGCACGAACAGGUCACCACCUGGCUGGACGAUCAGGAGAGCUACGGCGACGAGGGCGAGAAGGUCGCCUGGCUCGUGCUGCCCCUCGACAAUUCUUACGUCGACGAUUUGUUGCCGGAGGGCUCGUACGUGAUAAAGCCCGAGCAGAUGUUGGUGGAUUUGAGCCAGGACCUGGACACAACGGACAUAUCGUCGGUGCCGGUGGGCACGAUAACCCGCUCGCCCCACCUGCUCAGCAUCGGCAGGGCCAUAGUCGAGAUAGCCAAGUCGCUGCUUGACCUGCAGAUCAAGAGCUGCCCGCUCGGCUCGAGCUCGUGCGCCCUGCCGCGCUUCGAGGCCCAGGAGGACCGGUCCAUCAGCAACGCCGAGCUCUACGAGGCGCUCCACAUACCUGCCAAGUCCCACUCCACCAGGUACAUCGUGUCCCGCAAGAUCGACGGAGUGCUGACAGAGCAGGUGGCGUACAAGAUAGACGCGACGAGUGCGCGCUACCGCGUGGUCGCCGAGAAGGAGGUCCCCAAGCAGCCGCGGCUCUGCGUGAAGAAGCUCGCAAAGAAUUGCCAAAAGUGCGUCAACUUCCUGGUGCAGGAGGUGGAAAAGCCAGACGGGAGCGGUGAAAAUAAAAAGGAGGAUGAGGAAGAGAUCGGCACGUUCAAGCCGAGCGUGAUGGUGCCGAUUUUCUUGACCAUCGCGUGUUGCGGUGUCCUCGCCUGCUGCGGGGUCCUCGCGUUCAUCGUCUACCGGUACUUCGUCGAGGACAUAUUGGACGGGAACCCAGCGCUCACCGUCUGCCUGAUCCUGGCGACGAUGCUGAUGCUGAGCAGCGUCGUGCCAUUUUGCCUCGAGGACAGGGCCAUUGGGGCCGAGUACCUCAACUCUAGGAAAAUAUUCGUGUCCAGUCUCGCCUUCGGCCUGGCCUUCUCCGUCAUGCUGACACGAGCUUUGUUCCUCGCCUUUUCCACGAAGGGGGUCUUCUCGUCCCAGCACAUCAAUGGCUACUUGCAGGCCCUCAUGUUGUUCUUCAUGGCCAAUGUCGAGGUCGCCCUGUCCUCCACCUUUUUCGCGCUCAACGACACCGGAUCCGAGAAAAUCAUGAGGGACGUUGGGUACAUCGGCUUACUCAGUUACGACAUUUUCCUGCUCACCGUGUUGUUCUGCACGUGCUGUUUCAUCUCGCAGAUACAGCGCAACUACCACGAGGGCAUAUGUUUCUUCGGGACGGCGAUCGGGCUGCUCAUCUGCUGGGCCGUCUGGCUAACUUGCUUUCUCCUCAUGUCCGCGGAUAAUCGCGACCUGAUAGUCUGCUACGGGAUCCUCGGCACGGCCUAUCUCAUAAUCCUCGGCAUACUCGUGCCGCGCACUUACUUUAUGUGCGAGCACUUUACCCGAGGCAAGGACAUCAUGGCUACGUUCGAGCCCACGGAUCUUGGACCCGAUCCUAGGGUCAAUAAUACAGCCAGACAGGCUCUGGACAUGCAGUCGCGCCAGCCGUUCUACGACUACGUGAGCAGCGCGGGUCCGGCCAGUCUGGCCCAGCAACCCCAACCCGUGCCGUCGUUGGCCAACUAUUACGGCAGCACCAGCCCAAGCCUGGGCCACCGACUGGCCUCGAGGUUUUCCCUAAGACGCCGCAGCCCAGAGCCCAGGCGCACGCCCGGAUACAACAACUACGGCUACCGGCCCGAGAUGAGGGAGCUCGAGGUGGCCCCCUACGUCAUUCCGCGACUCAACAUCGAGGACUCGGACGUUAGCGAAGCGCAGCGAUCUACGCGGAAAAGCGGGUCGAUUUCGGGGGCGACGAGUACAGCGGCGUUGCCUGCGCCAGAGGCCCGCUACGCGAUCAGGAAGAGCCGAGCCAAAGACAAGCGCGCCGGUCGUCCUUCCGCCGGCCAAAGUUUCUCCGUCGAGACCGAGGUCUACGUGGAGGAUCGGCGGUCCCCGACUCCGCGGGGCCACAAUGAGCCGUACCCCAGUCGCGAGACCACCAGCAGCCCAAGGCUCACCCCCAGCAUCAGGGAAGAGCAGGAGAACGAGCACCCCGUGCGCAUCACUCGCUUCUAACAACGACCUCUGGGCCAUUCAAUACUCUUUGUUUUUCCUUUGACCUUUUUGAUGUUGUUGUUGUUGUUGUUGUUGUUACUGUUGUUAUUGUUGUUAAGGUUGUGCCUCCAAAAAUGUGUUUUUGUUGUAUCUUGGAAUGGAGAACGAGGCGUGUUGGGAAAGCAAAAUUUUAUUUCUGAGCAUUUUCUUGAUACCCUUUGUUCAAUCUCAGGGUCCUUUGAGACGGAUCUUUAAAAAUCUUGCAUCUUUGGAUAGUGUCAUAUUGAGGAAAACGAUCAAGUAUGUAGCAUAACUUUAGAUAAAUUUGAUGUUUACCUACGUGAUGCUGUUGACAUUACCAUUUGACUCUUAAUAUGUAUACGUUAUGUGUUAAUUACAGUUAAUCACCUUGAUUUUUUAUCUCGUAUAUUGUAUGAUUAUAUUAUUGUUAAAAUACGUGAUGCCAACAAUUGCUUGUAUUUGAAGUUAUACGUAUCUUGUGCUUCGAACGAGUGGAUAUGGUACUGUCUUUUCCUUUUUUUUCUUCGAUCUCUUAGACGUUACACUUGUUUAUGAAAUGUAAACUUUUCGUGCAAAAAUAAAAAUCAAGAAAAAAAAAAACACGUAAAAACCAACAGAAUUUUAAAAUAGUUUAAACAAGAAGGACCAUCAUUACGGUGUAGUAAAAAUGUAUAACCAUUAAAUAGUAAGUGCGCAUCUUGGAAAAUUUUGUAAUGAAAAUCUCAUUGAACUUAAAAACUUAAUGUUUGACGGACCAAAGUUCUUAAGUACAUAUAGUAUGUAAGCUAAUGGAAGCAAAACAUAUAUUUUUAGUGUAAAUAUUGUACAUACCCGAAAAAUAAAAUCCCAAAUUUCACUUAUAACAUACAUGUAUGACACUUUGGAUAAAUAAAUAUGAUGUAUA